Solanum stenotomum is the source of this 1397-nucleotide messenger RNA. RefSeq names its product ABC transporter I family member 11, chloroplastic. The record is from RefSeq and is a predicted model, not a curated record. NCBI's taxonomy places the organism in Eukaryota, Viridiplantae, Streptophyta, Magnoliopsida, Solanales, Solanaceae. Gene Ontology annotation, cellular component: chloroplast envelope; membrane. The transcript is spliced from 11 exons. The coding region runs from base 83 to 1021 and encodes 312 amino acids. Gene Ontology annotation, biological process: transmembrane transport. Gene Ontology annotation, molecular function: ATP hydrolysis activity; ATPase-coupled transmembrane transporter activity; ATP binding.
CCACCUCAAUUGCGGCGCUAACGUCCAUCUCCCCCAAUUUUCUUUGGUUACAUUUUUGUUCCUCAGGCUCAGAGUUCAGAAAAUGGGGAGCAUUCCACUUCCCUCGUUGUCUCUACUAAUUUCCAGUUCCAGCUCCUCCAUUUUUGGAAGAUCAUCAACGUUUUCCUAUCCUCCCGGGCGAUUCAGAAAGGCGGAAGCACUAUCCGUUUCCUGCGAUUACUCCUGUUUUGAAAUAAGGGAUGUCUCUUAUCGACCUCCAGGAACCAAGAUCGAUCUAUUGAGUCAAGUCAACCUUUCCAUCCCUGAAAAAAGACAUAUCAAGCUGUCUACGGAACAGUAUCACUAUGAAGAAACUAGAAUCUCAAAUGCUGAUAUGCAUUUGAAGAGGCUCUCUGUGGAUUUGACAUGGAUCUUUUGUAGUUUUGGCUUGAUAUUUGGACGGAGUGGCAGUGGAAAAACUACUCUAUUGCAGUUGAUUGCAGGGUUAAGCAAACCAACGUCAGGUUCCAUAUAUGUGCAAAGAUAUAGUGAUGAUGAUGAACAGAUUAAGUCUCCUGAACCCUUACAACCUGAAAGAGUUGGCAUUGUUUUCCAAUUUCCUGAGAGAUACUUUGUUGCCGACACUGUUCUUGAUGAAGUUACAUUUGGGUGGCCAAGACAAAAGGGUGGCCUACAAUUAAGAGAGCUUCUUGCUUCUAGACUUCAAAAGGCCAUUAUGUCGGUUGGUCUAACAGGAAUAUCCUUGGAUAAGGAUCCCCAUUCAUUAAGUGGUGGCUACAAACGUCGGCUAGCCCUUGCUAUUCAGUUAGUUCAAACACCAGAUUUAUUAAUAUUGGAUGAGCCUCUUGCCGGUCUUGAUUGGAAGGCUCGUGCAGAUGUGGCAAAAUUGUUAAAGGAUCUAAAGAAGGAGCUAACUUUACUUGUUGUCAGCCAUGACCUCAAGGAGUUGGCAUCUUUGGUAGAUCAAUCUUGGAGGAUGGAAAUGGGAGGAGCACUUAAAAGAGAGCCACUACCCAUUUAAUACUCAGAACUUAUAAUGUUCCCAAUAAUCAUUAUCUGGUGUAAUAGAUGAGGUUUUUAUGAGACGUGAAUUACAUACAAUUCUUGGAGAGGUGCUCAAGGUUAUUGAUUUUACUUCAAUCCCUGACUAUUGAGAUCUUCACAUUUCAUGUAACCUCUUAAAUGUAAUUAACAGUUUCUGUAAUGAGUUUUUAGAUAGUUUCUAACUUUCUAUAGCACUUAGUUUGUUCUUCAAUUUUAAUUAAAGUUUGAUGGGUCUGCAGCAUUUUCUUUGUCCUAGUCUCUCACCAAAAGUUUUGAAUGUCGAUUGGAAUUUUGUUCAAAAUAUGUAUUAUUGUAUGCAUGUAUUGGUAAAUUAAUUUACACUGUUGAACAUA